AGGCUUGUGGGUAGAAAAAAAAAAGGCUAAUGGCCUCUUCCCCCAUACCUCAAUCUGUGUGCCAUCUAUGGGGUUUCCAGGAUAUCCAGCUAUAUACUUUCAGAGUUAUCAGCUAUUUGUCCUAAAGAGAAAAUUAUACUUGUGCAUCUUUGGGGGUGGGGAGGUCUGAGGACUAGAUGGGUCAAGCUGAUUUUCUUUGGUUUAGUUUCAUUCUUCAUCCAUCCCCUGCCUGCAACCCCCAGUCAGGAAAUUUACAAGCUUAGAAAGUUUGAUCAACCAUAGGAAUUUUGGCAGGUCUAUUUGACCCGAGGUUAGAAUCCACGGGCUGGUACUACUGUGGGACUGCAAUCCUUUAGCCAAAAUUUUGGAUCCAAAACACUUUAGGACCAGAAGUUUUCUCAUAAGACUAAUGCAAAUGAACUCAUUUGGAGGAAGACCCUGAACUGCCAUGAGGCUACUUAAUGUCUUUAUUGAUCAUAUUUGGGAUGACUAGUCACACAUUUUUCUGAGGAAAUAUCGAUGUGUUUGAUUAUGUGGUGCUGCCCUGGACUUCACUAAGGAUUUUACAUAAUAUUCAAUAGACACAUUAUAUUACCUUGUUAAAAACAUGAAAAAUUCAGAAUUCUGAAAAACAUCUGACCCCAGGGAUUUCAGAUAAUACAUUGUAGAUCUGCAUUUCCAAACAAGCUCUCAAGUCUUCUUUGUCCACAGCCCAGCUUCUUCCUGUCAUUCAUUAGCUGGGUCAUCUGUGGGGGCAGAAGAACCUGGCUAAGACUCAGAUGCCUCAGGGCCCCAGGGGGGACUCAGAACCAUGGACAGCGGCACAUCCCAAUGUUGCUGCCAAAUAAAUUUGCUAACCUCUUAGACUCAGUUUUCCUACGUAUAGAGAGAGAUUGGCACAAUGCAGCUCGCCUGAGAAAUGUGGCCAUUUUUUUUUCUAACAGUAAAACAAGGUAUGGGGUUGGGGGACAGUUGAUAUGGUCUGGGCAGAGAAAAUAAAUGUGUUUCUUAUCUUUUUCCUCCAGCUGGUUCCAGGCUCUUUUCCUUUGACAUUAUUAAAAGCCUGGCAGGUACUUUGAAUGUUUGUUUCCAUCAAGUUUCCCUUGCCUUUCUAGUCUGCAAAUAUUUCUGGCUGUUUUCCUUUCCUGAGUGUUCUGUGUUGCCUAGCCACCAGAUUUUCCCAACCUUACCUGCCCAGCAACUAGGUAACUAGGCAGAGACUUUGCUAGGAGUGGACAGAAAGUUCCCAGUGGACUUUGCCAGGUCCCGUAAUUCUAAUAAAAAGGAAGUGAAUAAGCCACAUGUUCCCAUUGUUACUCAUGCUCAGAUUAUCGUUAGGUCCUUUAGGAGAAAAGGAGGGGAACAGUGAGGUGGCUUCCAUUACUGCUAAAUGAGGUCAUAUCUAGCCUCAAUGAAAUUGAGACCACUGUGACUAAAAAACAAUGCCUCAAAUGGUGACAUAAAGUCACACUAUGGUAGAGCUGCAAGGGACCUUAGAGCUUAUCUGCUGGAGGCAGCAGAAGCAGAACGGUCGCUUUUCUUUAUUCAGCACAUAUCUAUUAAGUGUUGGCUUGUGUCAGACACAAACUAGGAACAGGGAUGGAAAUACACCCCAUCCUCUUCCCCAAAGCUUAGAGUUAGAGAUGGGAGUGAGAGGCAGGUAAGAUUUAUUUUUUUUUUAAUUUUUUUUUUAAUGUGUAUUUAUUUUUGAGACAGAGAGACAGAGCAUGAACGGGGGAGGGUCAGAGAGAGGGAGACACAGAAUCUGAAAGAGGCUCCAGGCUCUGAGCUGUCAGCACAGAGCCCGACGCGGGGCUCGAACUCACGGACCGCGAGAUCAUGACCUGAGCCGAAGUCGGCUGCUUAACCGACCGAGCCACCCAGGCGCCCCGAGACAGGUUAAUAUUAAAACUCAGAGCUUGGGAACCUAGGACCUCCAAAAUACUUCAAGAAACCCGAGGGCCGCCCAUCGCUCCUGGGGGAAUGGGGAAGUAGGGUAAGGAGAAGGACUGAGAAAGGGAGCUCGGCUCCAGGAAUCAGAGAGACCUUUCCAGCUGUGCGCCCCUCGCUCCGCCGCCUCCUUUGGGCUCCCCUGACUUCCCGCCCCGCCCCGCCCCGCCCCGCCCCGGAGCUGGGUCCGGAGUGCCUGGUGGGCUGAUUCCCGAGCGUGGAAGGGAGACGGAGGGGAGAAAGAGGCGGCGGCGGCGGCGGCAGCGGCGGCGGGAGGCAGGGAGGAGGGGAAUCCUCCUCUCUGCUCUCCCAAGUCGGCGCGGAGCCGCCUCGGGCCGGGCUAAGGGCUGCGUGGCGGCGGCGGGGCCGGACCAGGAUGCGGGGCUCCCGGGACCGCGCCGGGCGGGGCGGGCGGCGGCGCCGGGCGGCGGGCGGGAGCUGUCCGCGGUGCUGAAGCGGCGGCGGCGGCGGCGGCGGCGGCGGCGGCGGAGGCAGAGGCAGGGACCCGGGGCCGGGAGCAGAGGCGCCCUCCUGGGAGCUCCACCGCGGCCGCAAGGCGGGGGCGCCGUCGUUCACCGGCCCAUGCUGGGCCCCCGAGCCCCGCGGAGGAGGCGGGACCGUCCUCGGCGGGACAGAGUUGUUCUUCAUUAUCCUUUGGUGUCCACUCAGACUUACGAAUAAAGGAAGGUAUUGACUAGCAUAGGCAACUGGUACGGAUUUCCUCUGAAGUUGGGGCAGGUGUCUUCUCCGCCACCGUGAGCUCCGUGAAGACAGUGCAUCCUCCUCCCUCUCUCUGCUCCCUGCCUUUCUCACCUUCAUGUCCCCAGUAUCUGUACAGUGCCUGGUGGGGAGCUGAUGCUCAACCGAUAAGUGUGGACAGGAUAAAUGAAUGAACCAACUCUAUGAGGCCCUCUGAGGACAGCUCAGCUGGCCCAGGCUCCCCUCCCUGGAGCUGCCCCCAGAACCAUGGAGAGUCUGAGUGAACUGCAGAACCCUUUGCUGCCUCGGAGCCCCGCCCCCCUCCAUGGCCCUCACCCCUACCCCGAGGCUUCGCCCAGCUGGUCAUGCGAGGAGAAGCUCUACUGCUACCUCCUGGGUGGUGCUGGCUCUGCUCGCACCCAUCAGCUCCUGGACCCAGGAUCCCUGCAGCUGGCCGUGGAGGCCUGGUACAGGCCCACCUGCCUCCUGGGGAGGGACAAGGUCAAGGAAGCCAGGGCAAACAGCUGUGAGACCAGCUUCACAGAGAACAGGGAGCCCCAGGCGGGGCCCACGCUGCGGUCCACAGAACCUGGCCAAGCAGAAGAGGAUGUCACCAUCCAGACUGUGUCCUACGGGGUUCAAGAGGAGCAGCAGGGCCAGGAGAAUGACCAGGAGGAGGAGGAGGAGAGUGAUGUGACGUCGACAGACAGUGAAAGUGAAGACAACUUCGUGGCGCUGCCGCCCAGGGAUCACCUGGGCCUUACUAUCUUCUCCAUGCUCUGCUGUUUCUGGCCCCUGGGCAUCGCUGCCUUCUACUUCUCCCAGGGGACCAGCAAGGCCAUCUCCAAGGGAGACUUCCGCCUGGCCAGCACCACCUCCCGCAGGGCCCUCUUCUUGGCCACACUCUCCAUCGCCGUGGGCGCCGGUCUCUAUGUGGCCGUGGUGGUGGCUCUGGCAGCUUACAUGUCCCAGAAUGGCCAUGGCUAGUAGCCAGCAGGGCCUGGCAUCCUGGCUCCCCUGCUCCGCCUGAGGAGGCAGUGAGGCUUCGGGUUGCAGACUCUCUGGAGAGCCCCGGCCCCUGAAGACAACCCACGAUCCUGGCUUGUUGUGGGGAGGCCUCCCAGGCUGCAGCCUGCAGGGCUCCACUGUCACUUCUUCUUGUCCACAGCCCCCAGCCCCAGAGCAGAGUCUGGGACACCACCCUCUAGCCCAGGCUAUGUCAGGAAGCAAGAGAGAAUAGGGCUGCCCGUCAAGCCAUCUAGGCAGGACCUACCUCUGGCUUGAGGCCGGCCGGGAGCUCAGCCUAUUCUGCCCCCCGCCCCCCACCCCCGCGACAAAGGGUUACCUGCCCUGCCAGAAUCCCACUCCCCAACUCUGCCAGCCUCUCCACAGAGAAAAAGCAGGAGGUUACUGGGUGAUAAAAGGACACCUGGGGAUAGGGGACCCGACCCAGUUCUUUUGGCUAAUCGGAGUCUCCACACUGGGGACAACCUGAGCUUCCCCAGCUCCACUCUCUGGCCCCAUGAGGCCAAGACCCCCAGCCAACCCGGAGCGAAAUACAUAGAGACACAGGGACCCCUUGCUCUUUCCGGCUCUCUCCUGCGGGCUUGUAAGACACCAUAGAGUCUAGAUAGAGAAGAAGAGUCUCAGGCACGUAAGCUCUGCACCCAAGGCAGGGUCUUAGAGCUUCCUUGCGCAGGAACAAAAGACAGAUGUAAUGACAGAGGUCCUGCAAUAUUGCCAGACUACUUAGGCCUCCCUGCUCCACGCCAGGUCCUCACCUCCAUCACCCUUUUCUGGGCUCCUCCUGGGAGGUCUUGAGCUAAUACUAUCCCAGAGAGUGUCCUUAGCACACCAGUCACUGAGCACAGGGCCCUAGAUCCAGCCCUGUGGGAAAGCAGCAAGGAGAGACCCUGGGGAGUCAUGAGUGUAAACAAGGGGCAGGAUAGAGGACUGGCAUGGCU
This is a messenger RNA of Acinonyx jubatus (cheetah), 4613 nucleotides long. RefSeq names its product synapse differentiation inducing 1 like (gene SYNDIG1L). Lineage: Eukaryota; Metazoa; Chordata; Mammalia; Carnivora; Felidae. Bases 2917 to 3636 code for a protein of 239 amino acids. The record is from RefSeq and is a predicted model, not a curated record. Gene Ontology annotation, cellular component: membrane; intracellular membrane-bounded organelle. The transcript has 7 exons.